Molecule: messenger RNA, 5521 nt
Organism: Sinocyclocheilus grahami
Lineage: Eukaryota; Metazoa; Chordata; Actinopteri; Cypriniformes; Cyprinidae
Gene: thsd7ba
Product: thrombospondin, type I, domain containing 7Ba
Exons: 31
Coding region: 410-5326 (1638 amino acids)
Biological process (GO): actin cytoskeleton organization
Cellular component (GO): plasma membrane
Source: RefSeq, a predicted model, not a curated record
UCUCUCUCGCUCUCACGCUCCCGCUCGCUUUCGCAGGCUGUCAGCUGGAAGCAUCAGCGUAGCCCUGCUGGCUUCAGGACAUUUCCUGGGAGGAAUUUCCGGCAGUGGAUACUUCAUCCAGCAAUCGCCAAAGGGUUAUCUGUUCUCACGGUCGGUGAUGGUGUGACAGACACAUCUUUCACGCUCUGAUCUUCCCGAGGGGGAGCCACUGAGGAUUAGCUGGCAGAUGAUGCAUCAGGGGGAGGAGGAAAGGCCGUGUUUAUCUGCUGUCCCCGUGUCACAGAGAGCUUCUGAGGAGCAUUCAGCUGCCAGCGGCUUCAGCGGGCCUCAGCCAUCCAGCUGUUCACCUCACUGCCACAGCUAAAGUGAUGAGUCCCAACCUUCCCUUUCAGGACUAAAAGUGGACAGGAUGUCAAUGGGCUGGACUAUGAUUCUAAAAGAUGACUCAGGUGUAACGGGCUGGACAUGGCGUGUUGGGAACUACCUGCUGCUCUCUAUGUCUCUAAUUGGAAUGCAAGUGAGGUCGGACCUGGAAUUUCCAAAGGACAGACACUAUGUGUGGAAAACGGGUCAGUGGGGCAGGUGUAUGGGAGAAGAAUGUGGAACUGGCGGGGUUCAAUCCAGAACAGUGUGGUGCAUCCACUCAGAAGGCUGGACCACGCACCACUCCAACUGCCAGCACUCCGACAAACCCGAGAGCCAGAGGCCUUGCUUUAAAGUGUGUGAGUGGCACCAGGACCUCUUCGAAUGGGAGGUUUCAGAAUGGGGGCCGUGCGUUCUAGCAUCAUUCCAUUCCAACGAGCUCAAACCGAGGACGACAGAGUGCGUCACAGCCCAGCAUGGCAUCCAGAGACGGAAGGUCCACUGCGUGCGCACCUCAAACCGCACGGCGGUUCCAGAGAGGAUAUGUGAGUUCUUUUCCCCACGGCUGGCGCUCGAACAGGCCUGCUUGAUCCCCUGCCCUCAUGACUGCAUCGUAUCUGAUUUCUCCUCCUGGUCUGGCUGCAGUCAAACAUGUGGCACGGGUCUCCAGCAUCGAACCCGACAAGUUUUAGCGGCGCCGAUGUACGGAGGCGCUAACUGCCCCAACCUCACCCAAACAAGGACUUGUGCGAACCUUUCGCCCUGUCCGGUUGGGGAAAGCGAGCAUCACUACAGCCUUAAAGUCGGCCCCUGGAGCGAGUGCAGGCAGCCGCAACACAAAGGGCUCUGGAUGAGCGGAAGGACCAUGCUGGACUUUUCCACAGGGGAUACGGAGAGGAACACUGUCAAACGACACAUCCAGAGCUCCCAGCACCACCAUCACCAUCUCCACCACCACCACCACAGCCUCAAGGGCUUGGAUGUGGAGAUCGGCUACCAAACGCGCCAAGUUCGUUGCGUGCGUAGCGAUGGCAAGAACGCCAUGCUGAGUCUUUGUACACUUGAAAACGGCCCUGGAACAUUCCAGUCGUGCAUUAUGCCCAGAGACUGCGAGACCUCUGAUUGGUCCGUUUGGAGUCCGUGUUCAAAGACAUGUAGGGCAUCGGAUAUGUCGCCUGGUUUUCGAGUCAGGACUCGAAGCAUAACGCAGACUCCUAUUGGACUAGGCAAAGAAUGUGCCGCUCUUGAAGAAAAGGAAGCCUGCAACAUCAUCGGAGACUUACUUCCAAACUGCCCUAGGUAUGUGUGGAAGAGCACAGAUUGGGGGGACUGUCAAGUGGCCCCUCUUCUCAGCCAGCAGGACAGACGGCUUAACAAUGUAAGCGUUCUCUGCGGUGGAGGGAUUCAGACCAGGCAGCUGUACUGCGUCCAGGUCCCAGACAACUCCACCCCUCAUCACAGAAAAGAGGUGUCUAGGCCAGUAAGUGGGCGUCUGUGUACAGGAGAUUUGCCUUCUGCAGUGCAGCCCUGCUCCAUACCAUGCCCACAGCUGUGCCUGCUCUCAUCCUGGUCCUCAUGGGGGGCCUGUCUCCACGACAACUGCAUGGAAACACAUGGACGAAAAGGCUACAAGCAGAGGAGGAGAGAGGUGCUGGAGGAAGGAUCAGGAACAGAAAACUGUGCCCAUCUCCUGGAGUCAAUGCCCUGUGAGGAUCCAGUGUGCUUCGUGUGGCAGGUGCAGUCUGAGGGCGCUUGUGUGCCCACCAAAGGGAACUGUGGAAAUGGAACCAAGACUCAAACUGUGGCUUGCAUCAACUCGCAAGGGCAGCUUGUUCCUGAGGAGCUCUGUGAAGAUGAACUGCCCCCUAAAGAGGUGUCCUGUGUGAUGGCGUGUUCAGGUGACUGUGUGCUCAGCUCAUGGUCUGAUUGGUCCUCAUGCUCCCACAGCUGCUCCAGUAAAAACUCAGAGGGCAGACAAAGCCGCACACGGACCAUAUUAGGCUUACCGGGAGAAGCUAAGGCAUGUCCAGCUGCUGCUGCUCUAGAGGAGUGGAGAACUUGUAAUGAUCAUCCAUGCAUCACAUUCUACUGGGAAGCGUCGCCAUGGGGACCAUGCAUUGAGGACUCCUCCAUGAAUCUAAAUGACACCGGCUACUGGAACGGAACGACCACCUGUGCAGGCGGGGUGCAGAUUCGUAAAGUGGUCUGCAUGAAAAUGGGCGUCGGGCCAGUCAUUCCCAAAAGGUGUCCAGAAUCUGCCCGACCAGACACCAUUCAACCCUGUUUACUUCCCUGUAAGAAAGAUUGCAUUGUGACUCCUUUCAGUGAAUGGACAACCUGCCCUACCACAUGCCUGCCAGUAAACAGCAGCAUGCCCUCACAGUCACGAUACAGGAUCAUCAUCCAGCGGGCGGCCAAUGGGGGUCAAGAGUGUCCAGAUACUUUAUAUGAGGAGAGAGAAUGUGAGGCUCUUCUGGUUUGUCCUAUUUACAGAUGGAAGACACACAGAUGGCAUCCAUGUACUCUGGUCCCAGAUUCUGUCCAGCAGGGAAUGACGGGAGCCAGUGAAUCGUGUGGCAAAGGAUUAGAGAUGAGAGGAGUGAGCUGUGUGGACGAGUAUGAUGAGAUGGCAACCGUGUCAGAGUGUCUCCGGUGGGCCGGGCCGAUGCCGUCACGCUUCAGGAGCUGCUGGGUGCCAUGCAAGGAUGACUGCACCUUCAGCUCCUGGUCGAAAUUCUCUGAAUGCUCUGGCUGUGGGAGCCUACGUACCCGUAAACGCACACUAACAGGUCGGAGCCGGAAACAAGACCGCUGUCAGCGUGAAGACUUGUACCCUCUAGUGGAGUCCGAGCCCUGUCCGUGUGAGGAGUUUGUUUCUCAGCCGUAUGGUAAUUGGUCCUCUUGUAUCCUAUCGGAGACCCCUGCGCAAGGAUCCCUCCAGGGAUGGAGGGGUCGGCGAGAAGUGCGUGACUGCGGUCACGGAUUACGUAAUCGUGCCGUGGCCUGUCUGGACCACGAAGCCCACCUGGUUAGCCCAGACCUCUGCAGUGAAUCAGGUCUGGUGGAAGAGGUCUGCCACAUACCCUGCCCUCUGGACUGCAAGCUGAUGAUGCAUCAAAAUGAAAAUAUGUCCAAAAUUGGAAACUUCAGGAUAUUCGGGCUGAAACUGAAAAUGCUGACCAUUUUAAACAAGCCUUUUGAAACAGAGGGUUUAGAGAUAUUUCCACUUUCCAUGUGGUGUAUGAGGCUGUGUCCUGUCGCAGUGUAUGAGGCUGUGUCCUGUCGCAGUGAGUGCGGUCAGUACGAGUGGGUAACAGACCCCUGGUCAGUCUGCACCAUCAACACAGUGGAUGAGCUGCCAGCCUGUGGUGAGGGUGUCCAAAGCCGCAAGAUUCGGUGUGUGAGGCGUGGCAUUGGGGAUCUGGUUAGCAGUGUGAAUGAGACCUUCUGUGACCAGGAUGAAAUCCCUCCACAAGCUCAGACCUGCAUCCUGCCGUGCCCUAAUGACUGCGUGAUGUCCCAGUGGAGUCAAUGGAGCACCUGUUCAAUACCAUGUAAUGAAAGCACAGUGAGGAUGAGGAGGAGACACGUGCUGCGCCCUCCAGUGGCCGACAGAGUGUGUCCAGACAGCAACCAGACAGAGCCCUGCAGCCUCAACAGCACCUGCUUCAAUUAUCACUACAAUGUCUCCAGCUGGAGCUCCUGUCAGCUGAGCGAACAUGCCAUCUGCAGCCAGGGCAUGAGGACACGACUCUUAGAUUGCAUCCGCAGCGAUGGCAAAGUGGUGGAUUUGAGCGUGUGCGAGGAGCUGGGCCUACCUCAACCGUGGAGACUGGCGAUGAACUGUGUGGUGGACUGUCCCUUUAACUGCAUCCUGUCUGACUGGGCGCCCUGGACCGAGUGUUCACACACCUGUGGCAGUAAAGGUGUUAUGACUCGCUCUCGCAGCAUGCUUCAGCAAGCUCAUGAGGAGGGACGCCCCUGCGCCUCUCAGCUUUCCCAGACCAAACCCUGUCCCAUCAGCCCCUGCUACACGUGGCUUCUGAGCGAUUGGUCUCCCUGCACAGUGGAGGGUGCAGAAUGUGGAGAUGGCACGAGGGAGAGGAACCUGACGUGUGUGGUGCACUGGUCAGACUGGCCGGACAGCCCUUAUCCUUCGAAAAUGGUAGAGGACGAGAAGUGUGGAGACCGCGUGAGAAAGGAAAGCGAGCAGGAACUGCAGCAGCCGUGUUUCGUCCCCUGUCCAGGAGACUGUCACCUCACAGAGUGGUCGCAGUGGAGUUCCUGUCAGCUGACGUGUCUGGAAGGACGUAGUUUUGAGACGGUGGGCCGUCAGGCUCGCUCACAGGCUGUGGUCAUACAAGUGCUGGAGAAUCAGGACAGCUGCCCUCACCAAGUCUUUGAGACACGUUCAUGUAAAGGAGGGAAAUGUCACAGUUACGAGUGGAGGACCAGUGUCUGGAAUGACAACGAAAGAUCAGUGUGGUGCCAGCGGUCUGAUGGGGUCAAUGUGACAGGGGGCUGCUUUCCACAGAAUCGGCCAACAACUGUGCGGCACUGUCACCCUCCCUGCACCAAACCCUUCUCCCACUGCAAGCAGAGCGGCGUGUGCGGCUGUGUGAAGGGCUACACUGAAGUGAUGACCACACAUGGAUUCCUGGAUUACUGCACCAAGACCCCAGGUGCUGACAACAAAAAGGCAGAUGUGAAGACCAGCUCGGGAAGAUUAAAACCAGGCACCACUCAGAUCCAGGACUUCUUUGGCGAGUGGUCCCUGCAGCCACUCGGCCCAGAUGGAAGAAUAAAGCUGUGGGUCUAUGGGUUAACAGCUGGAGGAUUCAUUCUCAUAUUGUUCAUAAUCGCUGUGGCCUUUCUGUUUUGCAAACCGUCCAAACAGAGUAAAAGUGCAUCUCCACCACAGAAGCCCUUGACUCUGGCUUAUGAUGGGGAUGUGGACAUGUGAUCAAGCUCUCUGUGACAUUUAUAUGUACAUUCAAAGCACAAGCUGGACUACGUGCAACAUUUUAAUAUGUUCAUCUCUCCAAGGCACACUUUGGAUUUUAGAAAAAAGAAAAAGACACAAGGAGUAACAGAUAGACAUCAAAGAACAAUUCGAUCUUGAAAUCUGCAGCGUGUACAAAACGCUGUGUGCACAACA